AUGUCAAAUGACACUGACCCACUUAACAAAAUUACACACGGGCCCGAUGUAUACCCGUUCCUCCAGCUCCUCGCUGAGCUUUGCCACCGCAAUCUUGGACUCGAGAGCCUCGAACUACGUUCGACUGUCCGUCUCGAGCACGUGAUCCCUGAUCCUAGCAUGGUCAGCUUUGUGGUGUUCAAUAGCCUCUAG
Molecule: messenger RNA, 192 nt
Organism: Parastagonospora nodorum SN15
Lineage: Eukaryota; Fungi; Ascomycota; Dothideomycetes; Pleosporales; Phaeosphaeriaceae
Exons: 2
Coding region: 1-192 (63 amino acids)
Source: RefSeq, a predicted model, not a curated record